UUCCAACAGUCACACCUUCAAGUGUCCGUGUCUCUUUCUUUUCCAUGGCUUUCUCUGCAACUCUCUCACAAAACUCUUUCUCAUGCCUCUCUCACUUCCCUCAAACCUUCCGAAGAAACCCUCUUCGCUUGGCGUCCAUUAGAGCCGUAAGCGCCGCCGCAGAGCCCGAGAAGGAAAAGGCGACGCAGACGCAGACAAAGAGCGAAGAGUCUUCUUCCAAUGCUCAACCAUCCACCGCAGCUCCUAAGCUCCCCAAAAAGCCUGUAUAUUCGAUGAAGAAAGGCCAGAUUGUGAGGGUGGACAAGGAGAAGUAUCUCAAUAGUAUUAAUUAUCUGUCUGUUGGUCAUCCACCUUAUUACAAAGGGUUGGACUACAUUUAUGAAGACCGUGGUGAGGUAUUGGAUAUACGUAUUUUUGAGGAGACGGGAGAGUAUGCACUUAUUGCAUGGGUUGGGAUUCCAACUGCACCAGCUUGGCUUCCAACAGACAUGCUUAUUAAGUCAGAUAAACUGAAUUACGAGAGAAUGUGAUCCAGAUACCAAAAACACAAUUCCAUGCUAUUAGUACCAAUCAUGGAUGCCAUUGCUUGCUAUGUGAAAGUCGCUUGCUUUUGCUCACCAUCAUCAGCAACUUCUUCCGUAUCUUUGUCAGUUGUCAACAUCAAACACAAAUAGGCAUUUUGUUUCUAAUUAUUGUAAGAUAAAAAGUAUUCAAUAUCAAAUGUGUAUCCAAUUCCCCCCGCCAACAUUUUGAAAAAAGCCCCCUCCCUCCUACCAAAUUUUGAAAAAAUAAAUAAAUAUUUGUGGCAUUUUUAUGUAGUGGUAAUUUUCUUAAGAUUUGUUUCUUUGGCUAUCAUUGGAAAUGAAAAUUUGGGGACUUUUAUUAUAUUAUUGGUAGUUGCCUACCAACAUGUGAACAAGAAAAAUUAAGAUUUGUGUAGGCCAAUUUCAUCUUU
Molecule: messenger RNA, 955 nt
Organism: Corylus avellana
Lineage: Eukaryota; Viridiplantae; Streptophyta; Magnoliopsida; Fagales; Betulaceae
Gene: NDHO
Product: NAD(P)H:plastoquinone dehydrogenase complex subunit O
Cellular component (GO): plasma membrane
Molecular function (GO): oxidoreductase activity, acting on NAD(P)H, quinone or similar compound as acceptor
Source: RefSeq, a predicted model, not a curated record